AAUAGCAUCACGCUUGAGUACAGGCAAUUGCAUUCUGUUCAGAGUAUCUCUCAAUCCAACCUGCAUCUUAUCAUUGUUGUUGUAUCUUUCUGACGUAGCUCGAAAUCGUUGUCCGGUUGUGGUGAUGGCUACGAAUGGCGCCUUUCAUUCUACAUCCGCAGGCUUCAGGCAGCAUCUCCCAGAUUUGACUAAUCCAAGGUUUCAAAUUGCCAAAGAACAGGAUGCAGAUUCCUAUGCAGAGGCCUUUAUAUCGAAGCAGAAUCCACCGUGGCUCUACAAGCUAACCCAGGCUUGGCAAAGAUUGUAUGAAGAACCAUACAAGGGGAUCACAAGCGAUGGUCAAGUAGUACCGGAUCUAUACUCUAUAGCCGACGAAAACGUUCCUAUCGAGGCUAUCGUAGCAGCAACAAACAGUCUCUUAUCUAAACUCACCCCUGACGAAAAAGCCCGCCUCUCUUACCCCAUCAAUGCCCGCGAAUGGCGCGCCUGGUCUAACCCCGAGAUGCUUCUGCGACCCUUUGGCCUACGCAUGGAAGAGCUGUCCGAACCUGCUACCACAUCCAUUCUCGCAAUCCUUGAGACAACCCUCUCGCCUGCCGGCUACCAGAAAGCUUUAGCGGCCAUGCGAAUCAACCAUUUCCUUGGAGAGCUCGUUCAAUUGCCUAAGAUCAUGAAUCAGUACUCAUAUAAUUUCCUGCUCUUCGGUACACCUUCCACAACGAAGGGCUGGGGGUUUCUGCUAUACGGUCACCAUCUGUGUCUCUCGGUGUACCUUAAAAGAAGACAAAUCUUCAUUGCGCCGACAUUCACAGGCGCAGAGCCGAAUAUAAUCGACGAGGGUCCGUGGAAAGGCACUGCAAUCCUGCAUACAGAGGGAGAUUUGGGGCUAGAGCUCAUGCAGAGUCUAAGCUCCGCGCAGCAGACCAAGGCCCAAACGUACAAGUUGCUCAAGGAUCCGAUGAUGAAGAUGACGGGAGAUUUAUGCUCGGAUCGUUGGAAUAAAGAUGACCAGAGGCAUCUGUGUGGUGCAUUCAGAGACAACAGGGUCGUGCCGUACGAGGGGGUAAAGGUCUCUACCCUAUCACCCGAGCAGCAGAGCAUCGUGCUAGAUAUUGCAGAGCAGUUUCUCUUGUAUCAUCCGGAUGAGUCACGGAAGGCGAAGAAAGAGUUGAUGAAAAAGCAUUUCGACGAUACGUACUUCUCGUGGAUUGGUGGAUAUGGAGACGAGGACGCGUAUUAUUUUAGGUUACAAAGUCCAGUCGUUAUUUUCGAGUUCGACCACCAUAGCGGAGUAUUUCUGAACAACGAGGAGCCGCAGAAGUUCCAUACGCAUACGAUCGUGAGGAUGCCCAAUCAAGGAGACUAUGGAUCGGCCACUAGAGAUAGCGAUGAGAUACUGUAAGCUUUGUAGCCUCAGUGUAAAUAUAUUCCAGUAUGAUGAGGACCACUGUAGGAAAAUAAUUGAAUUGUGUACCCCU
Molecule: messenger RNA, 1478 nt
Organism: Pseudovirgaria hyperparasitica
Lineage: Eukaryota; Fungi; Ascomycota; Dothideomycetes; Acrospermales; Acrospermaceae
Exons: 2
Coding region: 125-1402 (425 amino acids)
Source: RefSeq, a predicted model, not a curated record